This is a messenger RNA of Chelonus insularis, 1610 nucleotides long. RefSeq names its product trans-2,3-enoyl-CoA reductase Sc2 (gene Sc2). The coding region runs from base 140 to 1036 and encodes 298 amino acids. Gene Ontology annotation, biological process: very long-chain fatty acid biosynthetic process. The transcript has 5 exons. NCBI's taxonomy places the organism in Eukaryota, Metazoa, Arthropoda, Insecta, Hymenoptera, Braconidae. Gene Ontology annotation, molecular function: protein binding; oxidoreductase activity, acting on the CH-CH group of donors. The record is from RefSeq and is a predicted model, not a curated record.
UGUAACCAGUGGCGCUGCCUGGUGUUGGAAAGCAGCUUCAUAAUAACUGGUAUGACAACACGAGCAAGAAGACACUGGACUUCAGACGUCGGGGAAUAUUUGUGAAGAAAACAGCAAGUUUUUCAAUAAAAUUCUCAUAAUGGAGAUUGAAAUUAUUGGAAGUGGCUCUAAAUCAAUAGCCAAAUUGACUGUAAAUGAUAAUACAACAAUUGGAGACAUAAAAAAAGACUUACACAAGCAGAAAAAAGCACCGUACGUGGCAAGACAAUGUUUAAAAGCUGAACCAAAAGGCAAGUCAUUAUCAGACAGUCAAACAAUAAAAUCUUUAAGCUUAAAAAGCGGUUCAAAGUUAUAUUUCAAAGACUUGGGUCCACAAAUUGGCUGGAAAACAGUCUUCCUAACGGAAUAUGCAGGCCCAUUAGUGGUUUAUUUAUGGGUUUAUACUCGUCCAUGGAUAUUUUAUGGAUCAGUGAAUACUGAAAUGGAUUUUGUUGCUCAUGUUGCUGCUAUUUGCUGGUCAAUACAUUACGCAAAAAGACUUUUAGAAACAUUAUUUGUUCAUCGUUUCAGUCAUGCUACUAUGCCACUUAGGAAUCUUUUUAAAAAUUGCUCAUAUUAUUGGCUCUUCACUAUGUACGUUGCAUAUCACGUCAACCAUCCACAAUACACGCCACCAAGUCAACUAUACUUUCUUAUAGGUUUAGCAAUUUUUGUAAUUUGCGAGUUAGGUAAUCUUAGCAUUCAUUUAGCUCUAAGAGACCUUAGACCGCCUGGUACUAAUGUUAGAAAAAUUCCCGUUGCUACGGGUAAUCCAUUUACUGCUUUGUUCAAUUUUGUUUCUUGCCCUAAUUACACAUAUGAAGUCGGCAGUUGGAUUGGAUUUACUCUAAUGACUAGAUGUCUUCCAGCUGGAUUAUUUAUGUUUGCUGGCGCUUACCAAAUGACAAUAUGGGCCCUAGGAAAACACCGUGCGUACAAAAAAGAGUUUCCUAAUUACCCCAAAAAUCGUACAUCAAUCAUUCCAUUUGUUCUUUAGAUUCUUCAUUGUUUAAAUAAUUAUAUUAUCGUUGAUCAAUAUUUUAAAUUAUUGUAAACUAUUGCGGGAUUUGUUAAUUUUUUUCAACUACUAUCUAGUACCUCAGAAAUAUGACUUGUUUUAAUGAUUAUCUUGCUCAAAUCUAUUUAAAAUCUUGUUAACUCUAUUGAAACAAACUCAAAAAGCUUUAUAAAUUCUUUUAAAGAACCUAGAAAAUUAUGAAAUUUUAUUAUUUUAAAACAAUGAUUUAGUUAUAAAUACCUAUGAUUUUUACAAGUUUGUUUCAUUGAGAAAAAUUUCAUGAUUAAUUUCAUAUUAAGAAACAGAUUUAAGGAAAUUAACCGUUAGAACAAUCAUUUUGGUAUGAGAGUAGAUUUUUUAAUAAGAAUUUUAUAAACAAUUUCAAUAAAUAUUUCUCAUAGUUAUUAAAGAUUCGUAAUUUAUACUAAAAGUAAAUUGCCUUAUAAAUGAUCACCAUCCAAAUGAUGAAUGUAAAAAGUACUUUCAACUUCAAACCUCUACUCUUACUGAAUAUUCUUCAAUAUUGCUUGAAAUAAAGAAAGCAUUAAUAUUG